AUGAAAGGAGCCACAUUGUUGUUUUCCCUUGUCUUUCUUUCGGUGUCAACGCUGUUGCAUGCUGGCACUGUUACGUAUGAUCACCGUGCCAUCUCCGUAGACGGCAAGCGGAGGAUUCUGAUCUCGGGUUCCAUUCAUUAUCCUCGAAGCACUCCUCAAAUGUGGCCUGCACUGAUUCAGAAGGCAAAAGAUGGAGGUUUGGAUGUGAUCGAGACUUAUGUUUUCUGGGAUAUUAGUGAACCUGUUCGUGGCCAGUAUGAUUUCACAGGUAGAAAAGAUCUCGUUCAGUUCCUGAAAUUGGUGAAUGCUGCUGGACUUUAUGCUGUUGUCCGCAUCGGCCCUUAUGUUUGUGCUGAGUGGAAUUAUGGGGGUUUUCCUCUUUGGUUGCAUUUUAUACCUGGAAUCGAGUUUCGAACAGACAAUCAACCAUUUAAGGCUGAGAUGCAGCGAUUUACAACCUACAUCGUGAACAUGUUGAAGCAACAGAACUUGUUCAGAUCCCAAGGAGGUCCCAUUAUAUUAUCUCAGAUUGAAAAUGAAUAUGGUAAUAGUGAUAUUGGACCAAUGUACGGUGCUCGAGCCAAACCUUAUGUUGACUGGGCAGCAGGAAUGGCUGUUGGUCUUAAUACAGGUGUUCCAUGGAUUAUGUGCCAGCAAAAAGAUGCUCCUGAUCCUUUGAUUAACACGUGCAACGGCUUCUACUGCGACCAAUUCACCCCAAAUUCGGAUAAAAAACCUAAAAUGUGGACUGAGAAUUGGACCGGAUGGUUUCUUGCAUUUGGGGGCGCUGUGCCUUUGAGGCCCGCUGAGGAUGUCGCUUUUGCUGUUGCAAGAUUUUUUCAGCUGAGCGGAUCUUUCCAGAACUAUUACAUGUAUCAUGGUGGAACUAACUUUGGCCGGACCAGUGGUGGACCAUUCAUUUCAACAAGCUAUGAUUAUGAUGCUCCACUUGACGAAUAUGGUCUUCCAAAUCGCCCCAAAUGGGGACACUUGAAAGAUUUGCAUGCAGCCAUAAAGCUUUGUGAACCAGCAAUGGUGGCUACUGAUCCAACCAUCAGUUCACUUGGGAAAAAUUUGGAGGCUGCUGUUUAUAAAACAGCCUCCGGAUUGUGUGCUGCAUUUCUUGCUAAUUUUUUCAACACUGAUGCCACUGCUAACUUCAAUGGAAAUAACUAUAGCCUGCCUGCAUGGUCUGUUAGCAUCUUGCCUGACUGUAAGAAUGUGGUGUUUAACUCUGCAAAGAUCAAUGCUAUGACAUCUAUUCCAACUUUUGUGAACUCAAAUGUACCCCUCUCUGGCUGGAGUUGGGUGAAUGAACCUGUGGGUAUCUCACAAAAGAAUGCAUUCAGUAAACAAGAGUUAGUAGAGCAAGUAAAUACUACUGGAGAUCGAAGUGACUACUUGUGGUAUUCGACAAGCAUUAAUGUCAAUGGAAAUGAGCGGUUCCUUCAAAGCAAAUCUCAGACGGUUCUGCAAGUCAACUCUCUUGGACAUGCUCUCCAUGUUUUUGUCAAUGGAAAAAAAGCUGGAAGUGUGAAAGGCAGCUCAGACAACCAUAAAGUCACAUUGGAUAUUCCCAUCCCCCUUAACAAAGGACAAAAUACAAUUGAUCUUUUAAGUCUUACUGUGGGGCUUCAGAACUACGGGGCAUUCUUUGACACAGUAGGAGCUGGAAUCACUGGGCCAGUGCAAUUCAAAGGCUCAGGACACGGUUCUAUACUUGAUCUGUCCUCUCAGCAAUGGAAAUACCAGAUUGGUCUGAAAGGAACAGGACAAGGUGAUGGAGGUUGGACAUCAGGAUCAAAAGUGCCUAAAAAUCAGCCACUGAUCUGGUAUAAGGCAAACUUCGACGCCCCUGCUGGAUCAGACCCUGUUGCAUUAAAAACUACAGGACUUGGCAAAGGUGAGGCCUGGGUGAAUGGACAAAGCAUCGGGCGUUUUUGGCCUAGCAAUAUUGCUCCAAAAGACGGUUGCAAAUAUUGUGACUACAGAGGAAACUUUGAUUCAAACAAAUGCCUCACGAAUUGCGGCCAACCUUCUCAGCUAUAUUACCAUGUUCCGCGUGAAUGGCUAAAACCAAAAGGAAACGUUCUGGUCCUGUUCGAGGAAGAAGGUGGCGAUCCGACACAGAUUUCAUUCGCAACAAGACAGAUUUCCAGCUUAUCAAGGGUGGAAUUGGAGUGCCCUUCUCCCAAUCAGGUCAUUUCUGCAAUCAAAUUUGCUGGCUUUGGGAAUCCAAAAGGAACCUGUGGAAGUUUUAGCCAGGGCGAUUGUAACAGCAACCAGGCUCUAUCCAUUGUACAGAAGGUUUUCGGGCUUAGAGUUGUGGUUCGAAAGAUCGGAAACAUGCACUUCUCUCGUGAUGAUUCGUGGACAAAGGAGUGCGAUGAAUGUGUCAAAGAGGCCAAUGGGAUAAGCAUACAGAUGCCAAAAAAGCCAUCGGAAAUCGGGUUCGAGGCAGGGCGGCACACAGCUUCUCUACGAAGAAAAAUCACAAUCCUGGGUACUAAACUCGACACCCUACAGUCUUCAAUGAAUUCCAAAAAGCCGCUGUUAGAAAAAGAAAUGAAUCGGCGAAAAGACAUGAUUGCUGAUCUUAGGUCAAACGUAAACGAGAUGGCAAACGCAUUAAACAUGACAUCUUUUGUCAACAAGUACAGCUUGCUCGGUCCGGAAACCAAUCCCACUGACGAUGCCCUUAGUUUAACCCAAGGUCUCGACAAUCAGGGCGUUGUCGAAAUCCAGCAACAAAUCAUGAAUGAACAAGAUGAGAGCCUUGGUAAAUUGGAGGAAACGGUUGGGAGCCUAAAACACAUAGCUUUGGCUAUCAAUGAAGAACUUGACCUACACGAAAAACUGCUGGAUGAAUUCCACGAAGAAUUGGAAACGGCAGACGCUAACUUAGGACGAGUUCAGAGGAAGCUUGAGGAGGUGAAAAAGCGAAGCCGGGGCUGUUGCUCAUGUUUGGGUCUACUUGGUUCGUUCUUUCAAUGUACUUAA
Oldenlandia corymbosa var. corymbosa is the source of this 3000-nucleotide messenger RNA. NCBI's taxonomy places the organism in Eukaryota, Viridiplantae, Streptophyta, Magnoliopsida, Gentianales, Rubiaceae. The record is from the annotation of a GenBank genome assembly.